Punica granatum (pomegranate) is the source of this 1629-nucleotide messenger RNA. The record is from RefSeq and is a predicted model, not a curated record. NCBI's taxonomy places the organism in Eukaryota, Viridiplantae, Streptophyta, Magnoliopsida, Myrtales, Lythraceae.
AAAAAUGAAAUUAUUUAAAAUGAAAAAAGAAAAACUUGCAAGCGAAGUAGGGAAGUCCGAAAUUCUAAAACCCCAAAAACCGUAAACCCUAAACUAAACUCUUCAUCUCAUUCUGCUUACUUCCCCAUUCUUCUCCCUUUCCCUUCAGAACCCCAAAACCUUGGGAACCAUGUCGACUCUCUCUCGUAUGGCUGCUGGCAAAUCCCUCUCCGGCCAACUCUACAGGGAGCGCAACCUCAAGCGCCUCGUCGAGAAGUUCAAGGAAUCAUCCACCGUCGACCGCUUCCGCACCAAGACCGGCGUCUACGAAGACACGGUCCGCCGCCUUGCGGCCGCGAAGAAGUUCCAGUGGAUUGAGGAGAUCUUGGAAGAGCAGAAGAAGUACAGGGACAUCUCCAAGGAAGGAUUUGCGGUGAGGAUCAUCAGCCUGUACGGGAAGUCGGGCAUGUUCGAGAAUGCCCAGAAGUUGUUCGACGAAAUGCCCGAUCUGAAAUGUGACCAAACCGUUCUAUCUUUCAAUGGCAUCUUGUCUGCUUGUGUGAAUUCGAAGAAGUUCGAUGUGAUUGAACGGCUGUUUAGGGAGUUACCGGGGAAGUUGUCGGUGGAGCCCGAUUUGGUCUCAUAUAACAUUGCUAUCAAGGGAUUCUGUGAGAUGGGUUCCCUAGACUCUGCAACUUCGAUGCUCGAUGAGAUGGAGAAGAAGGGUCUGGUGCCUGAUUUGGUCACGUUCAAUACUCUUUUGAAUGGGUUUUAUGGGAAGGGUAAGCUCGAUGACGGUGAGAAGAUUUGGGGUAGAAUGGAGAGGAGCUGUAUUGCUCCUGAUGUCAGGAGCUACAAUGCAAAGUUAGUCGGACUGGCUUCGGCUAAGAAAAUGAAGGAAGCUGUUGAGGCUAUCAAUGAAAUGAGGAAGAAGGAAAUCAAGCCCGAUAUCUUUAGUUUCAAUGCUCUGAUCAAGGGCUACGUUGACGACGGUAAUUUGGAAGAAGCUAAGUUCUGGUAUGGGGAGAUAGAGAAGAGCGAACACGAUCCGAGCAGAUCUACUUUAGCUAUGCUCAUUCCAUUUGCCUGUGAUAAGGGUGAUCUGGAGUUCGCAUCUAAACUCUCCGAGGCGGUUUUCCUUACAAAGUGCCUGAUUGAUUCGACAAUUCUGCAAACGGUGGUAGACAGUUUGGCGAAGGAGUCGAAGAGUGAGGAAGCGAAGAAGCUUGUGCAGCUCGGGAAGAGUAACAAGUACCGCCUCUAUAAGUUGAAACUUCCUUCAGGGAAUUAGUUUGCAUUAUUGGGUUUUUAGGAGUUAGAAUCAUCAUUUCGUUGUAACAAAACUUAAAAAGCUGAAGAGGAACCUUCUUGGGCUACAGGCUACAAAGUUUUGAGUAAGUUUUUCGUCUUAGCUAUAAUCGAGCUCCUGCCCGCAAAAAUAAUUGCUUACGUGCUCUUUCUGAAGGAUUAGGCUUUUGAAGUUUGGUACACCUAGUAAUUAGAUGAAUUUGCUUAUGAUCAUUGCCUUACCCUUAUGUAGGAGCUGCUUUCUGUUUCCUAUUAUUACAAAAAACAAGGCUCGGCAAUACGAUCGGGGCAUGGGUGUUUCCUGUUCAGAUAUGGUUAUGGCUAAUUGGCAUCUUGGUCGCA